Megalobrama amblycephala (Wuchang bream) is the source of this 5525-nucleotide messenger RNA. RefSeq names its product mucin-6. NCBI's taxonomy places the organism in Eukaryota, Metazoa, Chordata, Actinopteri, Cypriniformes, Xenocyprididae. The transcript has 3 exons. The record is from RefSeq and is a predicted model, not a curated record. The coding region runs from base 256 to 4752 and encodes 1498 amino acids.
CGAAUCGUUGUCAUUUAGGAAUUAGAUCAUGUGGGUGUUUGAAUCGAGAUCGCAAUCCUUUAACGAUUAGUGUUGAAGCUCUUAUGCAACGAUAGCAAGUGAGAAAUACUUGUGAUAACACAUGCACUGGGCCCCGUCAUACGUUUCAGGUGAAGUGGAAAGCCCCUGCCUGGUUACUUCUCACUGGCUGUCAGAGCGCAGCUUGAAUUCAGGGCGAGGAGUUUUAUUUUUGGCAUGGAAAAGGGGUAGGUCACCAUGUCCUGUUGCUCUGUUCUACUAAUCUUACCCCACCGCACUCACACGGAGUUGGACCCUGCCAGACGCACACUUAAUUGCACAGCAAUACUUGCACAGAUCAGCAUCAUCUCUUUCUUCUGGCCUCACUGUGUUGAAAUGCUGAUGGCUUUAAGUUAUGGUAGUCAGCCUAAUCUGCUUCCACAGCAGUACCCUCCCCCUUUACUGCCAAAACCAGGGAGAGACAAUGCCCGUCUGCAGAAACUUCUGAAGAAAAGUGGCAAAAAGAAAGUCGGCUCCUCCUCUCAGACACCCAUCCCAUUCCGGUCAAACCUGUCCCCAGUAAAUGAGGCCAGCCCUGACCUGGAGCACAGUGACUACUCCACACCUCCAAGGACUCCAGAAACCCCUCUCUUUUGCAAAACCCUCGAGUCUCGAUAUUCCUCCAGCAACCCUUUCUGCGGUCACUCCCCCUCCCCAUACCUAUACCCUGCCAACAGCACAUACUACAGUUCCACACCUACACUGUCUGCGCAGUCAUACUCUUACCCUGCCCGAUCGCUGGAGCACCAGAUAGCACCUCUAUACACAUGCUCAUCUAUCCUUUUUGAUGAUGACUCAGAGCAGGCCACAGACACAGACCCAGAUACAUCCUUUGAGAUAGCCUUCAGUCAAACGCUUCAGUCCAGUUCCUCAAGAGUAAGGACGGCGCAUGGCACAUUCGGCGAACAACAGACCUAUCAAGACUCAGUGCAAAUACAAGCUCCCCCUUUGGCUCCAGUUCGACCUCCUGCUCCAAAUUUGACAUCAGCCUGUGCACUGGGAUCCCAGACACAACCAUCAAUCUCUCAAGUUCCAGUGAGCCAAUCCAAUGUGGAAGGAUAUAAAAACGUUGCACCUGCACUCAUUACUCACACACCUCUCACAAAUAGUCACGUCAUGGAAACAGCUGGGUCACAAUUCAAGACUUUCACAAUGGAGAAAAUAGCUGCUUUUCCACAGACAAGGAUUUAUACUCCAAAAACUUCAUUUUAUGAGAUAUCAAAGCCCCCUAUUCAAGACUCCUGGGCUUGUGCUUCAGCUUUUCAAGGAGAAAUACCAUCAAAUGCAAAACAUCCAGUGACAGAUGUUAAACAAAAUCCAGGGACAAGGUAUGAAGUUCAAAAACCUUCUAGUCAGAUGAAUACACAUGUUUUUGAAGCUUCUGCAGAUAAUCAGCCCUCGUAUGCAUUCAACUCUACAUUAUCCUCCACAAUAGAGGCAGCGGUCUCUACAGAAAACUAUCAGGGACCCACACCUCAAAAUCACUGGCUCCAACCUCCCUCAUCAUUUAGUGUAAAAGCUCAGAGUGCAGCAGUUGAUCAUGAUGAUGGCCUUAAAAAAAUUGCUGUGGAUAAAAUAAUGAAUUCCAUUCCAAAUGGUGUUGUUUUCACCACAGGACUCAAACCAUUCAUUUCUCAUGCCUAUUCUGAGGAAUGCUUGACACCAAAGAUUUCUAAAUGUGAAGUUUCCUUAUCUAAGACCCUUGCUGAGGCUAGUAAGUCCAGCUCUAGAGCAUGUGAGGUGCUGACAUCUACAGUUCCACAGGAGUAUCCAAUGACUAAAACUGAAACUUCAGAAACCUGUAUAAUGACACCAGCCAAGUCUGUUCCAACAGAUGUAAGUCAGGAAACAUCCAUGCCUGCCCCCUCCCAAAACUAUCAAACACCCAGUACUCCUGUAUACUGGUCACCAAGACCACCAGCACGGUUUGUAGGCAACCAGAAGACAUUGCAAAAUGAAGCUAACGUCUCGAAACGAAAGUCAACAUACUACGGUUUGACACCUGCUGAAUAUGUUGCUUAUGGUGGAAUUAAGGUGAAUUCGCUUUGUGAUCUAUCUAUCUCUAAGCCUGAAGUACCAGAAGAUAGAAAAAACAUGACACAUGAGAAUUACAUGUCCAAAACUCCAACCAAGACAUCGCAACAAAUGCUUAGCAUUAAAUCUGAUUUCAAUGCAGAGAAAUCCUCUGCGGAUUCAGAGGCUUUACAGACCUCAGUGGCAGUGCUGCCCUCGCAAAUCGCAAUGACAAACCAAGCAAAGGUACUAGUAACUGACAAAGCUGAAAUAGACACUAUUAAUAAUCCCACAUCGGAAAUAGCAGAUACGAGUUUAAAGGAACAAGAGACAAUCCCUGGAGUACAACCAAGGCCUCUAGCUGCUUUAAAUCCUGAAGAUGCAAUGUACCAUGUGCUUCAAAAUACACCUUUAAGAAUGGCUGUAAACCCCACUGCUGUAGCAGAGGCUCCUAGACAACGAAUUUCAGGAUCUACAGACACCCCCACCCCUCCUUUUGCAGCAGAGGGGAAAAAAAUGCCUACUUACCCUUUUCCCCUGGUGCAAUCAAAUAUUCCGAACUCAAAUAUAACCGGAUUGUUAACAAAGAAUUUUUUGUCGGUUCAAAAUAUCCCAUUGCAAACAGUGCAGUCAGAGAAUGCACACAGAUCUAUAUAUCCAACAGAAAGUUUUAAUCCUGCAUCAGUGAAAAUGAUGCAGUCACACGUUUCUGCAAAUCAAGAGCAGAAAACAAUGCCAUGUUUUUCCAAAUGUUCUUUAGAAACUUAUUCUGCUAUCUGUGAUUCUUCUUCUGCCAUCAUUACAGGCAAUCAAGUCCACAAUAUCACAAACACCAACAAUGAAGGUUUUACUGUAAAUAAAAUCUCAACAAAAUCAACCAAUAUCACAGACUCUAGAAUGCCAUCUGCAGACACCAGAAGUUACACUAAAGUCCCUCCAGAUAUUAAACCUUCAGCCCUCUCAAAGCCAGAGGAAACUAAAUCUACAGCACACUCAAGGUUAGGUUCAUCUAUCUUUACAACCCCAUCAAAGACAGAAAUAACCAGACAUGAAGCUUCAUAUAUGUCUAAUGCAGCCAAUCCUGUAGUUUUGCCCAAAUCAGAUAUAUUUAAUCAUCAAAGUCCCGCUAAAACAGAUAUAUUUAAUACUGCAAGUCCCUCUAAACCAGAGGCGUCUCAACUUGCAAAUACAUUAAAAUCAGAUGUAGUUCACGCUAAACCAGGAGCAAAUAAAACUGAAGUUUUAUUAAACCCAAAUUCAACACCUCCUUCCUUGAAAUCCACUACUAAAAUGAACAAAAACACAGAAGAAACCAAAGGUCAGCCGAUGCAGAAACAUGACAACAACAUGGAAUCUAUUCUAAGCCCUUCCAACAAAAGAAAUACAUCAUCCAAAAUCCCCUCAGAUGGACAGGUAUUUUCACCUCCACCUUACAGUGAGGCUCUAGUCACCCACUUGGCAAUGGAUAAAUCUUCUAAACAAGACAAUGGCAUUGAAGACUUAAUACCCCUCAGUGGUGUUAUAAAAGACCCAUCUAUAGAUUUGGAAUCAGCCAUGCAGGACUCCAAUAAAACCAACACUGAUUUCAAAGCUGCAGCUAAAGUUAAAGUUGAAUCUGAAUCAAUCACUCCAACAACACUACAAAGCAAUUCAAAAGUAGCGAUCAAACCAUCAAAUAAUGUACACCAAGACCCCAAAUCGAAUAUGGAUAGCAUGCAGUCCAAAUCCUUAAAAUCUGACACUCAAAAGGCUUUACCGUGUUCAAAUGUCAAGACUUUUCGAAAAGCUCCAAGUGCAGAAAACAGUCUUGCUGCCAUGCUUCUCAAGGCCGCCAAAUCUCUACCACUCUCUUCAUCUGAGGAAAGCUGUGCUAAAUCCCAGACAGAAGCCAAAGCAUCUAAUAUGGAUUUAAAGGCACAACAUAUACCUGCUCAGGAUUGUAUCACAGAUGCUGAAGUUAAAGUGUUAAAGUCUGAUACCUCAAAACCUCAGAAGUGUUCAAAAGAUGCAUUAGCCACUGAAAGACAAAAUGAGGCUGUAGACACUGACGUUGUCAAGUUUAGCAAAGAGACUUCCUCUGAACCCACACCAGAUGAUCAGAAGAGACUAAAUGAACCUAAGGGUGCUCAGAAACCCAAAGGCCUGAAGGCCAAACUCAGUGGCUGGACAAGGCUGAAAAAGCACAUGGUUGUUGAACCUGAUGCCCCCAGUUUUCCAGAGCCUGAUGAAGAGAAAAAUGCCCAGAAAGCAGAUAUAAAAAUAAGUAGCGAAGACAAGUCUGCAAGGGCCAGAGAAGAGUCAUCGAGCGGGCAGGAUAUGGUAAAGAAGAAAGAUGAGCCCAGGGUAACAAAAAUGUGGGAUGCUGUGCUUUUUCAUAUGUUUGCCACAAAGGAGAACAUUAUGAAGCAGAUACAUAGCAACAAAUCUGAGGAAGAGCGGAAAAACAUAGAGAAGGAUGGCCAGUUAGUCCCAUCCUUCGUCCACCGUCUGCCCAUCCUUCUCUACAGCCCCCGCUUCAAUGCCCGGAAGCUGAAGGAGGCAGCUGCAAAACCUCUCAACAAAAUAGCUACAGCCUUUGAAAGAGGGCUGCUAAAUCGCAAACAGAAAGGUGAAGAGCCGAAAGACUUCAACAGAACAGCCAAAGGAUUCAAUACAUCUACAGGAAAAAUGGCAGAUGUUUGAUGGAAUUUCAAAUGUACAGUGUAAAGUUGAUUUCAACUACAAAAUGACCCAAUUAUGUAGUACUGUAGUGCUGUAAAAGUAACUUCCUUUUUCUUUAUGAAAUCAAUGACGAGACAAACAAACUAUGCACCGCACUCCACUCUGAGCAGUGCAGUAGGGGGCUGGUCAGCAGAAAAUGAGGCCAAGUGCAUUCCUUCAUUGAGAGGGCGACUGAUGGGUGCAGCUGUUCGGGAUGUGGUGAGUGAGGAAGUGAGCAAGGGCUGAAAACGUAAAGGUGAGAAUGAUCAAACAAGGAAAGUGGCUCAGAGAGCACUGUGGAUGGAUCCUGGGUUUAAGUUUGCUUGCAUCAGCUGAGCUGGAUGGUGUGAGCAGACGUGUUUUGAAUAGAGUUUUAGAACGUGACGUCCUAAACGGUGUCAAGAGCUCUGCUCAGAAUGAUUUAUGGCCGUGUUGUUAAUUUCAAAAAGGUCAGAGGGAAAGUGGAAAGUGGAAAGGUAUAACUAGAACAUGAAGGAUGGAAACUGAAAAAAAAAUGAAAAAAAUCUCAAUUUGUUGAUCACAAAAUAAGACCUUAAAAACUAGUUUCAGAUGUGUUAUUUUUCACUUUGUUUUGGUUUAAAACCAUUUGAGUUUUGGAUGUUUUCUUACACAUUUCUAGUGAAAUGUUGCAAGUGAUUUCAUGCUUAUGGUUUCAUUUGUUGUUCGGUGUCACAAAUAUUCAUUAGACUGAUAGAUAACAGGCAUGUGACAUUUACAGAAUACUACCCAGGGCU